AUGACUGACCUUUACCCUUCCCUGGCCCAGUGUGCCCUUGUGGCAGCUGCCUUCAAGGUGCUGCUAUUCCCUGCAUACAAAUCCACCGACUUUGAAGUGCACCGCAACUGGCUCGCCAUCACUUAUUCCCUCCCUGUCAAAGAAUGGUACUACGAGAAAACCUCCGAAUGGACCCUCGACUACCCGCCCUUCUUCGCGGCCUUCGAAUGGCUGCUGUCUCAGGCGGCGGCUUAUGCGGACCCUGCAAUGCUGGUGGUGAAGAAUCUGGGAUAUGACUCAUGGCAGACGGUCUACUUCCAGCGAGCGACGGUCAUUUUGACUGAGCUUGUGCUUGUCUACGCGCUGAGUCGAUUUGUUAAGUCCGCUCCUCUGCCGAACAAACAGGCUGCGCAUGUAGCCAGCCUCUCCAUCCUGCUCUCUCCCGGACUCUUCAUCAUCGACCACAUCCACUUCCAAUACAACGGGUUCAUGUAUGGUGUUCUGAUCCUGUCCAUCGUCCUAGCACGCAAGCAGUCAACCCUGCUCUACAGCGGCAUUUUGUUCGCCGUUUUGCUGUGCAUGAAGCACAUUUAUCUCUACCUUUCCCUCGCAUACUUUGUCUACCUGCUCCGCGCCUAUUGCCUCGACCCACGAUCAAUUCUCCGGCCUCGAUUCGGAAACAUUUUCAAGCUCGGCGUGUGCGUGCUCGGUGUCUUUGGGAUCGCGUUCGGUCCUUUCGCCCAGUGGGGUCAGCUGUUGCAGGUGAAGGAUCGGCUCUUCCCUUUCUCGAGAGGGUUGUGUCAUGCGUACUGGGCGCCCAACAUUUGGGCGAUGUAUUCGUUCACAGAUCGGGCAUUGAUUCCAUUCGCUCCUCGAUUGGGCCUUCCCGUCAAUCAGGAAGCACUCACCAGCGUCACUAGAGGCCUAGUGGGAGACACGUCCUUUGCCAUCCUCCCGGAGAUCACCAAGGAGUACACCUUUUUGUUGACAUUUGUGUUCCAACUGAUACCGUUGAUCAAGCUCUGGUUUCGUCCGGACUGGGACACCUUCGUCGGAGCCAUCACCCUCUGCGGCUACGCCUCCUUUCUCUUCGGGUGGCACGUUCAUGAGAAAGCCGUGUUACUGAUCAUCAUCCCCUUCAGCCUCAUCGCGCUCAAGGAUCGGCGCUACUUCAGCGCCUUCCGCCCUCUAGCCGUCGCCGGCCAUGUCUCGCUCUUCCCGCUCCUCUUCACGGCCGCCGAAUUUCCCCUCAAAACGGUCUACACGGUGCUGUGGCUGGUGCUUUUCCUGUUUGUCUUUGACCGUGUGGCACCCGUGCCAGAGCGGCCGCGCAUAUUUGUCUUCGACCGCCUCGCCCUGACCUACUUGGCUGUCUCGAUCCCGCUGAUCGUGUACUGCUCGCUGCUGCACCACGUGAUUUUCGGCCUCGAGCGGCUGCAGUUCUUACCGUUGAUGUUUAUGAGCAGUUACUCUGCCCUCGGAGUGGUGGGGAGCUGGGUGGGUUUUCUGGUGGUGUACUUUACGGCGUAA
Penicillium lagena is the source of this 1509-nucleotide messenger RNA. RefSeq names its product dolichyl-P-Glc:Glc1Man(9)GlcNAc(2)-PP-dolichol alpha-1,3-glucosyltransferase ALG8. Lineage: Eukaryota; Fungi; Ascomycota; Eurotiomycetes; Eurotiales; Aspergillaceae. The transcript is spliced from 6 exons. Gene Ontology annotation, cellular component: endoplasmic reticulum membrane. The record is from RefSeq and is a predicted model, not a curated record. Gene Ontology annotation, molecular function: dolichyl pyrophosphate Glc1Man9GlcNAc2 alpha-1,3-glucosyltransferase activity. Bases 1 to 1509 code for a protein of 502 amino acids. Gene Ontology annotation, biological process: protein N-linked glycosylation.